This is a messenger RNA of Linnemannia hyalina, 687 nucleotides long. The record is from the annotation of a GenBank genome assembly. Lineage: Eukaryota; Fungi; Mortierellomycota; Mortierellomycetes; Mortierellales; Mortierellaceae.
AUGGACUCGCCAGGUGGCUCAGAACUCUUUGAAAGCUACGAACAGGACUACGAGGCCAUCAAGCUCUCCAUCACAGAACGACUCAACGCCUCCGGAAAUCAGAAUGGAGAACCAAAGAAGCAGAUACUCAGAGCGGCAGACCGUGAGAUCGAUGAAGCUAGCGAAAUUUUGCAACAAAUGGAGAUGGAGCUGCUUAACCUCCCUCAGACGUCUCGAACUCGACUUCAGGCCAGACUGCGAGGUUACAAGUCUGAACUGGAGCGCCUCAAGCAAACUUUGAAACGGGCGCAGUCAACGUCAAGGUCGACUUCGGAUAGGGACGAGCUGUUGGGAGGACUCAAUGGUGGAUCAGACUUGGAUGCUGCGUCAAUGGAUCAGAGAACUCGUCUGCUGAACGGCACGGAUCGUUUGGCGGAAAGCAGCCGGCGCCUGCAGGACAGCCACAAGAUUGCCUUGGAGACUGAGUCAAUUGGAGGGGGAAUUUUGGGAGACUUGCGAGGACAGCGCGAGCAGAUCAUUCAUUCAAGGAACACGCUGCUGGAAUCCGACUCUAGUAUUGACAAGGCAUCACGAACCCUCAAGGGAAUGGCACGUCGCAUGGCGACGAACAAGCUGAUCACGGCGAGCAUUAUCAUUGUGCUUGUGGGCCUGAUCCUCUUUGUCAUCUACCGGAAGAUCUUUGGAUGA